Messenger RNA from Rhizoctonia solani, 930 nucleotides. Its product is annotated as RTA1-like protein. The record is from RefSeq and is a predicted model, not a curated record. NCBI's taxonomy places the organism in Eukaryota, Fungi, Basidiomycota, Agaricomycetes, Cantharellales, Ceratobasidiaceae. The transcript is spliced from 9 exons. Bases 1 to 930 code for a protein of 309 amino acids. Gene Ontology annotation, cellular component: plasma membrane; fungal-type vacuole.
AUGUCACCCUCGUCUAACUCUAGCUAUCUUUUCGUUGCUGGGAUCUUGGCUCAGUGCAUGCUUGUAUUGAGCCAGGACGCCGAACCCAAGCCACGGGAUCCUAUAUUGAAGUAUACCCCAAGCAAAGGAUGGGCAGUUGUCAUGGGAUCUUUAUAUGCAUUGACUGCGCUUGCAUGCGUGACGUGGUUCUUCCGGCACCGAGGCCGUUAUAUGUUUGCUAUCAUAAUUGGUGCGGGAUUCUACUCAAUUGGACUCUUCCUUCGUAUCAUGUACGCGGGCGACCCAACUAAUGUUGGCAAAUAUGCUGUUAUGAACUUGAUUAUCCUACUUUCUCCAUGUGGUUUUAUUGCGGGUGUAUACAUGUUGCUCAGCCGUCUUGCAUAUCAUUUGGAUGCGGUUGAUUUAUUGGCAAUUAAUGCACGCAAGCUCACUAAAAUCUUCGUAAUAUCCGACGCUGUAACGUUUUGGAUCCAGGCGACGGGUGGUGGAUUGACUGCAACUCAAAAUCCCAGCACACGGAACCUCGGGAGCAAGGUCUUCCUUGGAGGACUCGUUGCCCAACUCAUCUCGUUCUUGGUAUAUACUGUUGUAUUUGCCCUCUUCAUUCAUCGCGUCUAUAAGUAUCGGAGGGAGGAGUGGGAUAAUCGCCCACAAGGAUUCAGAAACCAUUGGCUGGCGCUCGUUUGGAUGAUGGCGAUUAGCUGCUUAUUUAUUAUUAUUCGUUCUGUCUACCGUGCGGUCGAAAGCGCAGAAGGGCGCGAGGGGAACCUCGCUUCCCAUGAGCUUUAUUUCUAUAUUUUGGAUACCAUUGCGCUUUGGAUUGCCAUCACUGUUUAUUUAAUUACUUGGCCACCGAGGUAUCUAACAGGAUACACCGGCAAACCCAAGAAGGAAAGUAUUCCCAUGUCGAGUGAUUCGGUCAACGUAUGA